AUUCUUCUGUAGAAACAAGCCCAGCCCAGCCCAGAGCAUACACAGCCAAAAUCACCGCCACAGUGAAGCCGCCGCCAUUCUCUCUGCCAAAUUUAAUCAGAAAACGGAGUGACCUCCGUUCGACAUUACUAAACCCAGAAAAAAGAAAGCCCUUUUCUCUUCGCAGCCAAUUCCAAUAACAAUGGUUUUUGUAAAAUCACCAAACAACAAAACUCUAUCUCUCAAUCUUAACCCCAAUACUACCACUCUCUCUCUCCUCAAACAACACAUUCAGUCCCAAACCCAGAUCCCAAUUUCUGACCAAUUCUUUUUAAAUCCAUCCUUUAAUGUUUAUUCUAGCUCCAAAUAUGCAAAUAUAUUUGAAUCUUGUCCACUUUCUCAUCUGGGUAUCACCAAUUUCUCUACUUUAACCCUUUAUAUCCCCUUUCACGGCGGUACCCAAACUCCAGCGCCGCCAAAACCCCGUCUUGAUUUCCUUAAUUCUAAGCCCCCACCUAACUAUGUUGCGGGUUUGGGUCGUGGAGCAACUGGGUUCACUACCCGGUCUGACAUCGGUCCUGCUAGAGCUGCUCCUGACCUUCCUGACCGUUCUGCGGUUGCUAUUGGAGCUGCUGGUGGUGCCGCCGGGGCGGGGAUGGGUCGUGGUAGGGGGAAAGGUGGUGAGGAGGAUGAUGAGGAUGACGGGGAUGAAAAGGGUUAUGAUGAGAAUCAAAAAUUUGAUGAAUUUGAAGGGAACGAUGUGGGUUUGUUUGCUUCUGCUGAGUAUGAUGAGGAUGACAAAGAAGCUGAUGCUGUUUGGGAAGCAAUUGACAAGAGAAUGGAUUCUAGAAGAAAGGAUAGAAGAGAGGCUAGAUUGAAGGAAGAGAUUGAAAAGUAUAGGGCUUCAAAUCCGAAAAUUACAGAGCAAUUUGCUGAUUUGAAGAGGAAGUUGCAUACAUUAUCAGCUGAAGAGUGGGAGAGCAUACCUGAUAUUGGUGAUUAUUCUUUGAGAAAUAAAAAGAAAAGAUUCGAGAGCUUUGUGCCUGUACCUGAUACGCUUCUUGAAAAAGCUAGGCAAGAACAGGAACAUGUUACUGCACUGGACCCUAAAAGUAGAGCUGCUGGUGGGGCUGAGACGCCUUGGUCGCAGACUCCUGUUACUGACCUUACUGCUGUUGGUGAAGGAAGGGGGACUGUGUUGUCUUUGAAAUUGGAUAGGUUAUCGGAUUCGGUUUCUGGGUUGACUGUGGUUGAUCCUAAAGGUUAUUUGACUGAUUUGAAGAGUAUGAAGAUUACUAGUGAUGCUGAGAUUUCAGAUAUUAAGAAGGCAAGGUUGUUGUUGAAGAGUGUUACUCAGACUAAUCCAAAACACCCUCCUGGUUGGAUUGCUGCUGCAAGGUUGGAAGAGGUUGCUGGCAAGAUUCAGGCAGCUAGGCAAUUGAUACAAAGGGGGUGCGAGGAGUGUCCUAAAAAUGAGGAUGUUUGGAUAGAGGCAUGUAGGCUGGCUAGUCCUGAUGAAGCCAAAGCAGUUAUUGCUAAGGGAGUGAAGUGUAUACCAAAUUCUGUUAAGUUGUGGUUACAGGCUGCGAAAUUGGAACAUGAUGAUGUGAAUAAAAGUAGGGUUUUGAGGAAGGGCUUAGAGCAUAUUCCUGAUUCAGUUAGGUUAUGGAAAGCUGUUGUGGAGUUGGCCAACGAGGAGGAUGCUAGAACAUUACUUCAUAGAGCAGUAGAAUGCUGUCCUUUGCAUGUUGAAUUGUGGUUGGCAUUGGCAAGAUUAGAGACAUAUGAUAGUGCAAAGAAGGUGUUGAACAGGGCCAGGGAAAAGUUGCCUAAGGAGCCAGCCAUAUGGAUUACUGCUGCCAAGUUGGAAGAGGCAAAUGGUAACACAUCAACGGUGGGAAAGAUUAUCGAGAGAGGUAUCAGGGCUUUGCAGAGAGAAGGGUUGGUGAUUGAUAGAGAGGCAUGGAUGAAAGAGGCUGAGGCAGCAGAAAGGGCAGGUUCUGUGGUGACUUGUCAAGCAAUUAUUAAGAAUACAAUUGGGAUUGGAGUGGAGGAAGAGGAUAGGAAGAGAACAUGGGUGGCAGAUGCAGAGGAGUGUAAGAAGAGGGGUUCUAUUGAGACUGCUAGAGCUAUUUAUGCUCAUGCUCUGACUGUGUUUUUGACUAAGAAAAGUAUUUGGCUUAAGGCGGCACAGCUUGAGAAGAGUCAUGGGACUAGGGAGUCUCUUGAUGCUUUGCUGCGAAAAGCAGUUACAUACAGGCCCCAAGCUGAGGUUUUAUGGCUUAUGGGUGCUAAAGAGAAGUGGCUUGCAGGUGAUGUGCCUGCUGCAAGGGCUAUUCUUCAAGAAGCCUAUGCUGCUAUACCAAAUUCGGAGGAGAUUUGGCUUGCAGCAUUUAAGCUUGAAUUUGAGAAUCAUGAGCCUGAAAGAGCUAGAAUGCUGCUUGCUAAGGCAAGAGAAAGAGGUGGUACAGAAAGAGUCUGGAUGAAGUCUGCCAUUGUCGAGAGAGAAUUGGGCAAUACAGAGGAGGAGAGGAGGUUGCUGGAUGAAGGACUGAAGCGCUUCCCUUCGUUCUUCAAGUUGUGGUUGAUGCUUGGGCAGCUUGAGGAACGGAUUUUUCACUUGGAUAAAGCUAAGGAAGUUUAUGAGUCAGGUUUGAAGCACUGCCCAAGCUGUAUACCCCUUUGGCUUUCUCUUGCCAAUCUUGAAGAGAAAAUGAAUGGGCUGAGUAAAGCUCGUGCGGUGCUCACCAUGGCAAGGAAGAAGAAUCCUCAAAACCCUGAACUCUGGCUUGCUGCCGUCCGUGCUGAAUCAAGGCAUGGUAAUAAGAAGGAAUCUGAUAUACUGAUGGCAAAGGCCUUGCAGGAGUGUCCGAACAGCGGCAUAUUGUGGGCAGCAUCAAUUGAGAUGGUUCCUCGUCCUCAGCGCAAAACCAAGAGUAUGGAUGCCCUUAAGAAAUGUGAUCAUGAUCCUCAUGUUAUUGCUGCUGUGGCCAAGCUGUUCUGGCAUGACAGGAAGGUUGAUAAAGCUAGAACCUGGCUGAACAGGGCAGUCACUCUUGCUCCAGAUAUUGGAGAUUUCUGGGCGUUGUAUUACAAAUUUGAACUUCAGCAUGGGACUGAGGAAAACCAGAGGGAUGUUUUGAAGAGGUGUAUUGCUGCAGAACCGAAGCAUGGUGAAAAAUGGCAAGCGAUUUCAAAGGCUGUGGAGAAUGCUCACCAGCAAACUGAAGCCAUCCUAAAGAAAGUGGUAAUUGUUCUCGGAAAGGAAGAGAAUGCUGCUGAAAAUAAUAAACACUAGUUACUUGUAAGCUUGUAGUUUAAGGCUUUUUGUCUUUGUUUUCCUGCCUUGUAGAUUAUUAAUGUUUUAGCAUUGGAAAUGCCACUAGAGAUUUUUGUUGGCACAUAUACUUCAUUACGAGCUUUUCUAAAUCGGAUGUAGUAUUGGCUUGAUUGACUAAUUUUAGAGUCGUGGUGAUGAGACUAUUUGGUA
Molecule: messenger RNA, 3469 nt
Organism: Ricinus communis (castor bean)
Lineage: Eukaryota; Viridiplantae; Streptophyta; Magnoliopsida; Malpighiales; Euphorbiaceae
Product: protein STABILIZED1
Exons: 1
Coding region: 182-3277 (1031 amino acids)
Biological process (GO): spliceosomal tri-snRNP complex assembly; positive regulation of primary miRNA processing; mRNA splicing, via spliceosome
Cellular component (GO): U4/U6 x U5 tri-snRNP complex; catalytic step 2 spliceosome
Molecular function (GO): protein binding
Source: RefSeq, a predicted model, not a curated record